AUGGCUAUAGCUCUAGAAGGCUACACUGGAGACAUUCAAUUUGGCUCUACGUUAGAGCUUUAUAAACAUUUGCCUCUUCUACAACCAGCACUCACUCGGAGAGUUCUGAGUGAGCCUCUGCCUGGUCCCACGGUCUUCACAGAUGCCUCUUCAUUAACUAAUAUUGCAGUAGUAGUGUGGAAAACAGAUAAUGAAUGGCAUUGCGUAAGAUUGUCUGAACCAAAUAACGGUGCUCAGGAACUCGAAGCCCUAGCGGUAGCUCAUGCCCUCACAUUAUGGCCUGAACAGCAUCUAAACAUCGUUACGGACUCCAUGUUUGUUUAUAAGCUCCUGCUCAAUAUGGUCACUCCAGGAUGGGCAGGCACUCCAAUAGCCAUCAUGUUGGAAGAUGCCUUACAAAAAAGGAGAACCACGGUAACCAUUAUCCAUGUAAAAAGUCAUGUAUCCCAUCUGGGAUACGACCAAGAAGGCAAUGAGAAGGCUGAUUCUGCUGCCAAAGGCGUAUGGACGCUAGCUCGAGCACGAGAAGUGCAUGACCACUUACAUAUCGGGGCCAAAGCAUUAGCCAAACACUGCAACAUUCCUAUUACGGCAGUGAGAGAUGUAGUAGCCACUUGCCCUCACUGUCAAUGGUCAUCUCUAUGGGGCACUGGAGUUAAUCCUCGUGGCCUCAAAGCCAACCAGUUAUGGCAGACGGACUUUACUCUUUGUCCGUUGCUCAAGCCACGACCUUGGCUCGCAGUAACAGUUGAUACCUAUAGUGGUUACAUUGUAGCAACUCAACAUAAAAGUGCUACCGCUCGUGCUGCUCAAUAUCAUUGGACGACCAUCAUUGCUUGGUUAGGUCUUCCUGUUACUAUCAAAACCGACAAUGGUUCUUGCUUUACCGCUCAAUCCACUAAAGAUUGGGCACAUAAGUGGGGCAUACAAUUAUUAUAUGGAAUCCCUUCUAAUAGCCAAGGACAAGCUAUAGUAGAGCGUGCAAAUCAAACACUGAAGACUAAGAUCCAGUGUCUUGGGGAGGGGGAAGGGUACAGUGGUACUAUCCCCAACUUCAAACAGACUGAAAUUUUAAUGCACGCACUCUAUUCUUUAAAUCAUUAUAUUCGUGGAGAUGAAACCAAAUCAACAGUAGAAAAGCAUUGGAUAGCAAAAGCCAUUGACAAUGGCCCACCUGUUUUAGUACGUUUUCCUGAGAAAGGAGUAUGGGACUCAGGUUGGCAACUGGUUACCCAAGGGAGAGGAUAUGCAGCAGUUAAGCGAAAUGAAUCUAUCAAGUGGGUACCCGCUUGAUGGGUUAAACCAGACCUCAAAAAACCCCCUUAA
Antrostomus carolinensis (chuck-will's-widow) is the source of this 1326-nucleotide messenger RNA. Its product is annotated as endogenous retrovirus group K member 25 Pol protein. NCBI's taxonomy places the organism in Eukaryota, Metazoa, Chordata, Aves, Caprimulgiformes, Caprimulgidae. Gene Ontology annotation, molecular function: RNA stem-loop binding; RNA-DNA hybrid ribonuclease activity; zinc ion binding. Gene Ontology annotation, biological process: DNA integration. The transcript has a single exon. The record is from RefSeq and is a predicted model, not a curated record.